This is a messenger RNA of Schistocerca gregaria, 1112 nucleotides long. RefSeq lists its product as uncharacterized. Gene Ontology annotation, cellular component: cytoplasm. The record is from RefSeq and is a predicted model, not a curated record. Gene Ontology annotation, molecular function: deoxyhypusine synthase activity. The coding region runs from base 1 to 1095 and encodes 364 amino acids. The transcript is spliced from 3 exons. Gene Ontology annotation, biological process: peptidyl-hypusine biosynthetic process. Lineage: Eukaryota; Metazoa; Arthropoda; Insecta; Orthoptera; Acrididae.
AUGUAUGCGACACCUCUCGAACUGAAUGAGGAAGCAAUCGCCCGAGGGGUCGUUCUGAAGCCAACUGCCCCGUUCAAUUUGAGCUCAUCAAAGGCCGUCAAAGGAUAUGACUUCGAUAACGGAGUUGAUUUCGAAGCCAUCCUUAAAACCUUCAAGACAGUCGGCUUUCAGGCCACAAACUUCGGCCUUGCCGUAGAUCAAGUCAAUACAAUGAUUAACUGGAGACUUUCAGAUGAAGAGCCUCACCCCAAUGAAGCUGAAGAAUACCUGGAUCCAGAUGUCAGGAAAAACACCAAAGCGACCAUCUUCUUCGGAUUCACGUCCAACAUGGUUUCUUCUGGAAAUCGCGAAAUUAUCAAAUUUCUUUGCAAACAUAAGCACGUGGAUGUUGUUGUGACAACCGCUGGUGGAAUAGAGGAAGACCUAAUGAAAGUUCUGGCCCAUCACUACCUCGGCUCAUUUGACUUGGACGGCUCAACCCUUCGUGCUCAGGGCAUGAAUCGAAUCGGCAAUUUACUCGUUCCAAAUGACAAUUACUGUCUAUUCGAGUCCUGGAUCAUGCCCAUUUUCGAACGCAUGUAUUCCGAGCAAAAGCGCAUGUCACACAUAUGGACUCCGUCAACCCUGAUCGACCGCCUAGGGGCGGAGAUAGACAACGAAGAGUCAAUAUACUAUUGGUGUCACAAGAACAGAAUUCCCGUUUUUUGCCCAGCCAUUACAGAUGGAAGUAUAGGAGACAUGCUGACGAUGUUUUCUUUUAAACAUUCAGACUUCAUCUGCGACGUGGUCCAAGAUGCCAAGAAGAUCAACCAUAUCGCCAUGAAGGCAAAGAGAAUUGGCCAGCUGAUCCUGGGAGGCGGUGUCGCAAAGCACCACAUAUUCAAUGCUUCCUUGUUCGGCAACGGAGCCGAUAACUCUGUUGUCAUUAGUACGGCGCAAGAAUACGACGGCUCAGACUCCGGCGCCACGCUGGAGGAGGCGAAAUCCUGGGGAAAAGUUAAGGCAAAUUCGAAAGCCAUCAAAAUAUUCGCGGAUGCAACAUUAAUCUUUCCGUUGCUCGUCGCGGAAACUUUCGCAAAGGCGAAGAAGGAUUGAAUUCUUAAUGCGGGAAC